ACGGAUUAUUGAUCCAUCGCAGCGGGCCCUGAUGCGGCAGAUCGACCACUGACCGACGAUUGUUUACAAAUCGCAUCACAGAUCUUUUUCCUGGUUCCGCGUUUCGGGCCGAUUGUUUUCAACAUGUAUGAUUGAUUUCGGUGAUCGACGUGACCUGGCUACGUUCCGUUCAAUUGUACGAGAUAAGCCGUGUGCGGUUGGAUCUCACAGUAUUCUCAGUGCGCCGUGGAUCGCGGUUGACGGCUAACAUGUCAGGUGACAGGGAUUACAUCGGAUUUGCCACCUUACCAGAUCAAGUUCACAGAAAAUCGGUUAAAAGGGGGUUCGACUUCACUCUGAUGGUUGUCGGCGAGUCUGGACUGGGUAAAUCAACGCUGAUAAAUAGUUUAUUCCUGGACGACCUAUAUAAGAAUCGAAUCAUACCAGACGUUAGCGAAAGAAUACACAGAACGACUUGUAUAGAAAAGAAAACCAUGGAAAUAGAGGAGCGUGGAGUGAAAUUGAGACUCACCGUAAUAGAUACCCCAGGAUUUGGUGACGCUGUUAAUUGCGAAGAUAGCUGGAAAGUAUGUACUAACUACAUAGACGACCAAUUUAGACAAUAUUUCACUGACGAAAGUGGACUCAAUAGAAGAAAUAUCCAGGACAACAGAGUGCAUUGCUGCUUGUAUUUCGUUCCACCUUGGGGACACAGUGUACGUCAAAUGGAUUUGGAAUUGAUGAAAAGAUUGCAUCGAAAAGUAAACAUAGUACUAGUUAUAGCGAAAGCCGAUACUCUGACGACGUCAGAAGUUAACAAAUUGAAACAAAGCAUUUUAAACGAUGUAAAAGAUCACGGGAUACAAAUGUACGAAUUUCCCGAUUGCGACAGCGAUGAAGAUGAGGAUUUCAAGCAGCAAGAUAGAGAACUCAAAGCCAGUGUUCCUUUCGCCGUUGUUGGAAGUAACACGAUUUUAGAAGUUGGAGGGAAGAAAGUCAGAGGGAGACAGUAUCCUUGGGGAGUUGUUGAUGUGGAGAAUCCAAAACAUAGUGAUUUCAUAAAAUUGAGGACCAUGUUAAUCUCUACCCAUAUGCAAGAUUUGAAAGAUGUCACAGAAGACGUUCAUUACGAGAAUUUCAGAGCUCAAUGUAUAUCACAAAUAUCUCAACAUGCUAGAGAGAGGGGUAAACUAAAAAGGGAUUCCGUACCUUACGAUUCGGAAAUAAGCGAAACGGAUAAACUGCUUCUGCAGAAAGAUGAAGAGAUUCGACGAAUGCAGGAAAUGUUGAAUAAGAUGCAGGAAAAACUGAAAGUUACUGCUCAAGAAAAAAAACACGAAAGUAUUAUCGAUGUCUAACUAGCCUCUAGAAUCAGUAUUUUCAUUGUCCAAUAUUGUUCAACCAAAGAAUAUAGUUCAAAUUUUUUUCAUAUUUAUAAUCAAAUUAAUAUAUUAUUUCUAAUUUAUAUGUUGAAUAAAAAUAUCUGAAAACUA
Molecule: messenger RNA, 1472 nt
Organism: Coccinella septempunctata (seven-spotted ladybird)
Lineage: Eukaryota; Metazoa; Arthropoda; Insecta; Coleoptera; Coccinellidae
Product: septin-2
Exons: 8
Coding region: 249-1337 (362 amino acids)
Biological process (GO): regulation of exocytosis; cytoskeleton-dependent cytokinesis
Cellular component (GO): microtubule cytoskeleton; septin ring; synaptic vesicle
Molecular function (GO): GTP binding; GTPase activity; molecular adaptor activity
Source: RefSeq, a predicted model, not a curated record